Fragaria vesca subsp. vesca is the source of this 408-nucleotide messenger RNA. RefSeq lists its product as uncharacterized. The transcript is spliced from 2 exons. Lineage: Eukaryota; Viridiplantae; Streptophyta; Magnoliopsida; Rosales; Rosaceae. The record is from RefSeq and is a predicted model, not a curated record. The coding region runs from base 1 to 408 and encodes 135 amino acids.
AUGGACAGAGGCAUUGAAUUUGACGUCCUCGACGCCCAUGGUACUGAGUACCAUCGUUGGGUCUCGGACAUAGAACAGACCUUCAUCGCUAAGGAUCUGACCGAGACCAUAUUCCCCGAUCCAGAUCAGGAACCGCCUAGCAAGAGAACAAAUCUCAGACAGUAUCAAUCCAAACACGAUCCAAAAGAUCUGUGGGAUGCCCUUGCCGAACGCUUCGGCAACAUUCACUCGACCUUGCUCCCAGAACUAAUUGCUCGCUGGGAUGAAAUCCGACUUUUGGAUUACAAGAAGGUUGAUGACUUCAACAGGGAUAUGCUUUGCCUACAAGCUCAACUGAGCUCAUGUGGAGUCGAGAAAAGUGAUGCCGACAUGAUCGAAAGACUUUCUCGACCUUCCUUCAGCUGCUAA